AUGGGAAACCUUCCGCCCCCUGCACCGGAAGAGAUGGUCGUUGUGAUGCAGCGGCGCUGUUGUGCUCCGCCCAUCUACGAGGUGCCAGAUUCCCUGAAGAAGUUCCUGUCGGAGUCCGACAUCGCCGACAUGAACAGGCAGUUUCAGAUGAUGGAGUGCAUUGGCGUCUUGUGUGCCCUCGUCUUCGUCCUGUUCUGGGUCUGCCUUGCAGCGAUCAUGGUUGCCGUGGUCGAGGAACCCGGUUUGUGGAAUCUCGCCCAUGGUGCAUGGGGGGCAUAUGGCGUGGCCCAAGCUGUGAAAAUGACGAUGAUGAGUAGCUGGCUAUCUAGCUUCUCUGCUUCGAAGAUGCCAGCUCGGAAGGUUCGUGGGAAGAACUGCGGUGAAUGUGCUCUGGGCUUCAUGCCCCCACAAGGCGGGACGACCAUCGGCGUGGAGGGGGUGUGA
Molecule: messenger RNA, 444 nt
Organism: Symbiodinium sp. CCMP2592
Lineage: Eukaryota; Dinophyceae; Suessiales; Symbiodiniaceae
Source: the annotation of a GenBank genome assembly